Molecule: messenger RNA, 1020 nt
Organism: Apaloderma vittatum (bar-tailed trogon)
Lineage: Eukaryota; Metazoa; Chordata; Aves; Trogoniformes; Trogonidae
Gene: CEP43
Product: FGFR1 oncogene partner
Exons: 11
Biological process (GO): microtubule anchoring
Cellular component (GO): centrosome
Molecular function (GO): protein binding
Source: RefSeq, a predicted model, not a curated record
GCAGAGUUACGAGCAGCUGUUUUUUUGGCAUUAGAAGAACAAGAGAAAGUGGAGAACAAAGCACCUCUGGUAAAUGAAAGCUUGAAAAGUUUUUUAGGUACAAAAGAUGGUCGCUUGGUAGCAGGUCUUGUGGCAGAAUUUCUACAUUUUUUCAAUCUUGACUUUACAUUGGCUGUUUUUCAGCCUGAAUCAAGCACACUAAAUGGCCUUGAUGGUCGAGAAAACUUAGCUCGAGAUUUGGGAAUUAUAGAAGCGGAAGGUACUGCGGGUGGUCCCCUUUUGUUGGAAGUUGUUAGAAAAUGUCAGCAGAAAAAGAUUACAGGCAAUGAAGUGGCUCCAGUUCUAAGUGAUAGCCUGUGCCUCACAUCAAAAUCAUCUGAUGGAAGAUCAAGUACACACCCUAUACCAAAUAAGGCUGCUGAAACCACUCAAAGCGAUACAAGUAUCGCAUCAGGGGAAGCAAGCAAAAGAAGCAUUCACUUCUUGCCUAACGAAACAAAACUAGAUCCUCAACUGGAAAACAAAGACUUAAAUACCAAAGAAAAAAGUGAUCCAGGUGUGGAUGAAGAUGAUGUAGAGGGAGAUUCUUUUUUUGAUGAUCCUAUACCCAAACCAGAAAGAACAUAUGGCUGGAAAACUGAAGCUAAUAAAGCAGGGGGUCUAGCAUCCCUUUCUGAUGCACCACCUCUAAAAAGUGGGUUAAGCUCCCUGACUGGUGCACCUUCGCUAAAGGAGUCUGAUAAUUUGAAUAGAAACUCUGUUUUGAAAGACCUGCGGUUGGUGAAUGCAAAACUGGGAUCCCUAGAAUUAGGCAAUGGAGAUGAUGAUGAGUAUGCCGAUGACUUCAACAGUACUAGUCAUCGCUCAGAAAAAAGUGAUAUCAGUAUUGGUGAAGAAAUAGAUGAAAUUUCUGUGGAAACAGAAGAGUCAAAUGCCAGUGAUAAACUUGAAGGCAUCACGCAAGACUUUACCAUUUCUCAAUUAAGUGAUGUUGCAGAUUAUCUAGAAGACGUGGCAUAG